GUUACCACAACAGGUUAAGGGCUGACACUGAACAAAAAGAUGAGCAAGUGGAAACAAAUGGAGUAAAUUAAAUAAUAUUAAGGUAUAAAAGGAUAAUAUUAAUUCUAAUAGGAUUACAUCUUCAACAAUUAACCUUCAAAUUAAAAUCAAAGUAAAAACCUGAUCAGAAGAAAAUCGUAAGCAAAAUAAUGAACUCGUAAAAGUAUUUGGAAAUUAUACCACAAGUAAGGAACGAGUAAAGCCGAAAACGAAUUCCGAAUCAAAGAACGUUACAAUGAAGUCAACGUCCGUGGAUAUGACAGACUUGCUGCAUCACGUUGACAACGAGAUGGCGAUUGGUUCCGAGAAGGGAGACCCGACAGAACAGAACUUGAAAGUUGUACUUGAGGAGAGAGCGUUAUGGGGAAAGUUUAAAGAAUUCACCAAUGAAAUGAUUGUCACCAAAACGGGAAGGCGAAUGUUCCCCGUGUUGAAGAUCUCCGUGAGCGGUCUAGAUCCCAACUCAAUGUAUACUUUCCUGGUGGACUUCACACAAGUUACACCUAACAGGUGGAAAUACGUUAACGGAGAUUGGGUGCCCGGGGGUAAGGCAGAGGUGGCUACCCCCAAUUUGGUAUAUAUCCACCCCGAUUCGCCCAACUUCGGAAGUCAUUGGAUGAAGCAGCCUGUAUCUUUCAGCAAGAUCAAACUCACCAACAAAUUGAAUGGCGGAGGACAUAUCAUGCUGCACUCUCUACACAAGUACGAGCCUAGGAUCCACAUAGUCAGGAUAGGGCAAAAGAACCAGAAGAGGACGAUAUUUUCAUAUACAUUCCCCGAGACUGAGUUUAUAGCUGUAACAGCCUACCAAAAUGAGGAGGUGACGUCUCUCAAGAUCAAAUACAAUCCAUUUGCCAAGGCUUUCCAAGACACCAAAGACUACAGGGAACAGGACGAGAGGGCCGCCUUCAUCCGGGACUAUCUCACCGGAAAUGCAUCUGAUGAGGUAGAUGGCGCUACUAAACGAUUGUCACAAUUGACAAACUGGUAUCUUCCUAACGCUCCAACCUAUAUGCCUACCCCACCCCCUGCACACCAAUACUCCAACCCCCUGACCAUAGGGGGUCAGUCAUCGUAUGACAGACUGGCUCUAAGAAACCACAGAGCGACACCCUAUCAACACCACGUGGCAAGAGGGUCACCAACAAAUGGAGGCCACCCACCACGUGACCUGUCAUCUGGACUAUCAAUGAUGAGUUACCCGGAUAAUUGGACACAUAGUCCACACGCGGUGAAUAAUUUGUCACCGAACCCCCAGUCUUCACACACGCACACGACUAGCCUCCCAGGCCAACUGACGGUCGCACAACCCUACCCAAUAUGGUCAUCGCUCGCAUCAACAUGUACUAUGCCGCCAUACUUCCGCGGUCCGUUCACUCCGCCACAUAUUUCCUCCGUACAAAAUCAGGGACAUGGUGAAAUGGGCUUGACUGGGUCGGACAUACCUGGACGAACAGGACUUUCAGAUAACUGGAGAUUUCAAAAUGAAACAUUGCGUUUGGGGGAGUUAGGAAAACUGGAUAGCGACACAAUUAAAGCGCAAUCUCAUGGUGACAUUGCAUCCAUACAUGCGCAUGAAUUUAAACUGAGUGAUUUGGGACACAUCAAUGUUCAACUUCCUGUUGACGUGACCUCAACAAGUGGGUUUUCCACUCCACCACCACGUGACCACAACCGUAGUAUCUCAUGGACAUCUACUUCAUCACAAAUUUGAGAAAAAUUGUAAAGACAGGCUGAGUGAAUUUUGACACUUCACCAUUGAGUUUGCCAAAAUGCAAGUUUGACAAUCGGACUAUAUCCAUAUCAUUCUAGUCUAGAUGACAAUCGAACUAAAAGUAGCUAGCUGUAUAUUUCUAUAUUAAGGAAGGCAGAGAUAAGUAAAUUUGAGUCCGUCAUAGAAUCCGUCGGCUGUUUCUGCUUUUAGCCAACUUAGUCAACAUAGCUUCGACAUUUCUACAAUGUCUUUUUAAGU
Messenger RNA from Owenia fusiformis, 2011 nucleotides. Lineage: Eukaryota; Metazoa; Annelida; Polychaeta; Sabellida; Oweniidae. The record is from the annotation of a GenBank genome assembly.